AUGAAACUCCUCAUGUCGGAUUAUCAUGUUACAUUAGUUAACAAUAAGAUGUCAGAAUUCUUCGUUAAGUUUCAUGGACCAGUAGAAACACCUUUCGCAAAAGGAGUAUGGAAGAUUCACGUAGAAUUACCAGAACAAUUCCCUUACAAAUCGCCUAGUAUCGGCUUCAUGAAUAAAAUCUUUCAUCCUAACAUCGAUGAAAUGAGUGGAAGCGUAUGUCUGGAUGUGAUAAACCAAACUUGGUCCCCUAUGUUCGAACUCAUCAAUAUCUUCGAAAUCUUCCUUCCUCAACUACUUCGAUAUCCCAAUCCAGCCGAUCCACUCAAUGGAGAAGCAGCAGCCUUACUCAUGAGAGAUCCUAAAGCAUACGCUAAGAAAGUUGAAAGUUACGUAGAUAGAUACGCUACACCUGAAGAUGCCGAUCAAGCUGGAGAAGAUGAUGACGAGGAUGAAGACGAAGAAGGUACCACUUUACGGAGACGUAAACCGUCAAUCAGUACAAAUGGAAAUGGACACACAAAUGGAGAUAAGAAGGUCAAUGGCACCAAUGGAGCGAAUGGGAAUGGCAAUGGACAUGACAAGGAAGAAGAUGAAGAUGAUAUGGAUGACGAUGAAGACGACGAUAGUGAAGAUGAUAAUAUGAGUGAUAUGGGUGAAUUAAGUGAUGAAGAUGAUAUCAUGGGAAAGAUGGAUGACUAA
Molecule: messenger RNA, 699 nt
Organism: Kwoniella shivajii
Lineage: Eukaryota; Fungi; Basidiomycota; Tremellomycetes; Tremellales; Cryptococcaceae
Product: ubiquitin-conjugating enzyme E2 8
Exons: 5
Coding region: 1-699 (232 amino acids)
Biological process (GO): protein polyubiquitination; ubiquitin-dependent protein catabolic process
Cellular component (GO): nucleus
Molecular function (GO): ubiquitin conjugating enzyme activity
Source: RefSeq, a predicted model, not a curated record